GAAGACCAAGGCUACAGCGAACCUUCGCCGAUCCAAAUACAGGGUAUUCCUGUGGUAUUGAAGGGGAGUGAUGUAAUGGCAGCUGCGCAAACGGGAACGGGAAAGACAGCUAGUUUUACUUUACCCUUAUUGCAGCGCUUGUCAGCAGGGAAAAGAGCAGCACCUAAUCAAGCCCGUGCGUUGGUAUUGACGCCCACACGUGAAUUAGCGGCUCAAGUGCAAGAUAGUGUGGUUACCUAUGGCAAGUAUUUGCCGCUUAGUUCAGCGGUUGUUUUCGGUGGGGUAAAGAUAAAUCCACAGAUGAUGCGGUUGCGCAAAGGUGUGGAUGUGCUGGUGGCGACGCCAGGUCGUCUAUUGGAUCUUUAUAAUCAGAAAGCAGUGAAGUUUGAUCACCUAGAGAUUCUGGUUUUAGAUGAAGCAGAUCGUAUGUUGGAUAUGGGUUUUAUCCAUGAUAUACGCAAAAUCUUGGCUUUAUUACCAAAG
Molecule: messenger RNA, 483 nt
Organism: Priapulus caudatus
Lineage: Eukaryota; Metazoa; Priapulida; Priapulimorpha; Priapulimorphida; Priapulidae
Product: ATP-dependent RNA helicase RhlE-like
Exons: 1
Molecular function (GO): nucleic acid binding; ATP binding
Source: RefSeq, a predicted model, not a curated record